Molecule: messenger RNA, 2719 nt
Organism: Chenopodium quinoa (quinoa)
Lineage: Eukaryota; Viridiplantae; Streptophyta; Magnoliopsida; Caryophyllales; Amaranthaceae
Product: ribosome biogenesis ATPase RIX7-like
Exons: 16
Cellular component (GO): mitochondrial outer membrane
Molecular function (GO): ATP hydrolysis activity; ATP binding
Source: RefSeq, a predicted model, not a curated record
AUGCUUUAUAUAGAACUUUACCAGCAAAUGCUAGCGAAGGCUCUAGCACAUUUCUUUGAGGCAAAGUUGUUGCUGUUAGAUGUCAAUGACUUUGUACUGAAGAUUCAGAGCAAAUAUGGUGUCAAUAAUGAUUCCUCCUUCAAAAGGUCCACCUCUGAGACUACUUUGGAGCGUCUUUCAGCUGGUACCUUGCGUCGCCAGGGAAGCGGAUUUGACAAUUUAAGGAAUAUAGAAGGUUCUUCUAGUUUUCCUAAGCUUCGUAGGAAUGCUUCUGCCUCUGCCAGUAUACAUGAUUUGCUUUUGCAAGCCGCUCCUACAAAUACAGUUUUGCUUUCUGUGUUUUGGAAUCAAAGGUCUCAAGGACAGCAGUUUGUUUAUUUAUGGUUGGCGGCUACUUUGUCCUUUGUUUUCGGGGGAGGAUGUGGUAAUGUGGGAGUUGGAGCUUCCAGAAUGGGGUUAAGCAAAAUCCCUGACAGUGCAUAUGAUGCUGUAUCAUGCCUGUAUUUCUUUCUCUUUUCCUGUGCUCAUGGUUACUUCUGUUCUUCAGCUCCCCUUAAGCGAACAAGCAGCUGGUCCAUUGAUGAAAAGCUACUCAUUCAAUCACUUUACAAGGUUAUGGUCUCUGUAUCUAGAACUUAUCCAAUCAUUUUGUAUCUAAGAGAUGUUGACAUGCUCUUGUUCAGAUCUCAGAAGCUAUACAGACUGUUCCAAAAAAUGUUACAGAAACUUUCAGGACCAGUACUCAUACUAGGUUCACGAAUAACACAUCCUAACAGCGAUGAUAAUGACAUUGAUGAUAUGAUUAUUGAUGUAUUUCCUUAUAAUAUUGAGAUUAAACCACCAGAAGAUGAAUCACGUCAAGUUAGCUGGAAAUCUCAAUUGGAGGUGGACCUGAAGAUGAUUCAGGGUCAGGACAACAGAAACCACAUUAUUGAAGUGCUAGCUGCAAACGAUGUCGAAUGUGAUGAUCUUGGCUCCAUUAAUGUGGAAGAUACCUUUGUUCUCAGCAGAUACAUUGAAGAAAUCGUUGUAUCAGCAAUUUCUUAUCAUUUGAUGAAUAAUAAGCAUGAAUAUAGGAAUGGGAAACUCCUGAUUUCAUUCCAGAGUUUAUCCCAUGGACUGAGCGUGUUUCAGGAACGUAAAUCAGCUGCCAAGGAUACAUUGAAGCCAGAAUCACGUGGCAGACCUUUAAAGGGAACACGUGGAGAUGUUAAGCCAGAAACUAAAGCUGAAGGUGCAGCUCCGAAAAACAAAGGUGGAGAAGAAGCAUCGGUACCAAUGUCAAAGGAUGCAGAUAAUGAGGCUGCAAGUCCAAAGGUCCCUGAAAUACCUCCUGACAAUGAGUUUGAGAGGAGGAUAAGGCCAGAGGUCAUUCCUGCAAACGAGAUUUCCGUGUCAUUUGCUGAUAUUGGAGCCCUGGAUGAAACCAAGGAAUCACUGCAGGAACUAGUAAUGCUUCCACUUCGUAGACCAGACUUGUUCAAGGGAGGACUUCUGAAACCCUGUCGAGGAAUUUUGCUUUUUGGGCCUCCUGGUACAGUCAAAACGAUGCUGGCCAAGGCUAUAGCCAAAGAGGCCGGAGCAAGUUUUAUUAAUGUAUCUAUGUCAACCAUCACAUCUAAAUGAUUUGGUGAAGAUGAAAAAAAUGUUAGGGGACUGUUCAGCCUUGCAUCUAAAGUUUCCCCAACAAUUAUAUUUGUAGAUGAAGUUGACAGUAUGCUUGGACAAAGGACCAGGGUUGGUGAGCAUGAAGCUAUGAGAAAGAUUAAAAACGAGUUUAUGACACAUUGGGAUGGACUUACAACUAAACAAGGUGAGAGAAUCCUUGUUCUUGCUGCAACCAAUAGGCCAUUUGACCUAGAUGAAGCGAUUAUACGACGUUUUGAAAGGAGGAUUAUGGUGGGGCUUCCAUCAGCGGAGAAUAGAGAGAAUAUCUUGAGAACUCUUUUAUCGAAAGAGAAAGUUGAAGAAGGACUAAAUUUCAAGGAGAUUGGAAUAAUGACAGAAGGAUAUAGCGGUAGUGAUCUUAAGAAUCUUUGUACGACUGCUGCAUAUCGACCUGUUAGGGAGUUGAUACAGCAAGAGAGAUUGAAAGAUAUGGUAAAAAAACAGGAAUCAGAAGAAGGCCAAAAUUCGGAUUCACAAAAGAAGGAAGGUGCUAAGGACAGAGUAAUUUCUCUGAGGCCUCUAAAUCUGGAGGAUUUUAGGCAGGCUAAGAACCAGGUUGCUGCUAGCUUUUCAUCCGGAGGAGCAAUUAUGAAUGAGCUGAAGCAGUGGAAUGAGCUUUAUGGGGAAGGAGGCACACGGAAGAAAGAGCAGCUUACAUACUUUUUGUGAAUGUGAACUUGGAAAAGUUGGUUCAUUACCUAGUUCCUUCUAUGGAAUCAGUGAUUAUCUGAACAAGGAAAUCAUUUUGCGACUUGUGUUCUUGAAUGCGGCACUGCUGAGGUACACUGAAAGCUGUGGUAGGGAAAAUGGUGAAAAGACCAUGAUGUAUCUUACUUCAACAUAGUUUAACCUUGCUUACCCUCAACUCCUCAAUUUUGAUGUCUAAAUAUGGGUGCAAUCUUCCUAGACCAGGCCACUCUUCAUGUUGUGCUGUUUCGUUUAAGGGACAUUGUUUGAAUUGUGACUGGCCAAUGCUGUGUAAUAAUUGUAAGAAAUUAACUGUGAUUUUGAACUCUACUUUAAUUACUGAUAUUCAUGAUAUUUACUUUCA